Acytostelium subglobosum LB1 is the source of this 1395-nucleotide messenger RNA. RefSeq lists its product as hypothetical. Gene Ontology annotation, biological process: actin filament polymerization; clathrin-dependent endocytosis; vesicle organization. Gene Ontology annotation, molecular function: phosphatidylinositol binding; microtubule binding. The record is from RefSeq and is a predicted model, not a curated record. Bases 1 to 1395 code for a protein of 464 amino acids. Gene Ontology annotation, cellular component: vesicle; plasma membrane; cytoplasm. The transcript is spliced from 5 exons. Lineage: Eukaryota; Evosea; Eumycetozoa; Acytosteliales; Acytosteliaceae.
AUGGCAACAACAUCAAUUAGACAGAAAUGUUUCUCAGAGGAUCUCUGGGAUAAGUUUGAUUGUGUUGUCAAACGAGUUGGAAAUGGCAAACAGUUCACCAAUAUGUUGAGCAAAUUCCUUUUGAAACAACAACAGAUUGAGUCAAUGUAUGGAAAGAGUUUGAACAAACUAUGCAAGGACAAGACAUUCUGUUCUGAUAUGGAGAUUGGGGACCAGUUGGAGUAUAUUGCCAACUUACAUGAGGAGUUCUCUCACAACUUGGAGACCCUGAUUGUCGAGGGUAUCGACGCCUACAUCCAAGAAUCAAGGAAACAGAGAAAGACCUUGAUCGCAACUGGUGAGCGACUUACAAAGGACUUGAGGACGGCAGAGGGUAAUGAGUUGAAGGCCAAACAGAAUUAUGAGAAGUUGAAGCGUAAGCAGGAGGAAGCCAAUGAGGAUCUGUCAAGACAACCUCCAGGCGCAAAAGAACAAAAGGCUAGAAAGAACUUGGAGACCGCUACAAAGACCGCGGACAAAGCCGAUGCAGAGUACAAAGACAAUGUAAAGAUAUUACAACAGAACCAGGCCAAAUUCUAUCACGACGAGAUGCCCAAGAUCCUUGAUGAUCUCCAGCGCUUCGAAGUCGAUCGCAUCGAUCGCACCAAAGACUGGUUGUCCGAGGUCAUCCGCAACGAGGAGAUCAUCCCGCCACUUGUAACCGCCGCGAAUGAGAUCAUUAGAAAGUCGAUUGAUAGCAUUGACAGAGAGAAGGACUUACAAUCAUUCAUUUUGGACAAGACGUCGGGAGCGCAGAAGCCACCCGAGACACAGUAUGAGCCGUACCAGGCGUCGAACCCGCUCGCUACAUUCUCGAUGCUCAUGUCACCGAGCGCCAGUGGAUCGCCAAUGCAUAUCUCUGCCAACGACAUUGCCAAUCUACAGCGUAGAAGUCUCCACUCGUCGACAUCGUCCAGCAACAGCACAGAGUCCAACAGGAGUUCGCUGCAGGGCGCGUCGACCUCGCCAGAGUCGGGCGACACUGUGCGCGCACUCUACGACUACGUGGCCACUGAAGAGAAUGAGUUGUCGUUCAAGGCCAACAACAUGAUCAAGGUGAUGCAGCGCGAUGUGUCGGGCUGGUGGCAGGGCACGAUCGUGGGUGGCGAUGGCAAGGUCGGCAUGUUCCCGUCCAACUUUGUCGAGUGUCCCGACGCCAUCAAGAAGAAGGACGUCGCCGGCGGCAAAUGCAAGGUGCUCUACGACUACCACUCGGACUGCGAUGGCGAGCUGGAGAUCAAGGAGGGCGAGACCCUCACCAUCGAGUAUGAAGACGAAGGUUGGUUUUACGGCUCCAACGAGACUGGCACCGCAGGUCGCUUCCCAUCCAACUAUGUACAGCUAGUUCGGGUGUGA